AUGCUGGAGUCAGUAACUCAGAGCACAUUUCUGUCCAACACGAUGGUUUGUGAUCCCCUGAUGUCUUGGUCUGAGUUAUUUGGGACAACUGAAGAUGACUACACCACCUGUGAUCAUCAGAAAGCCUAUUCUUCUCCCUGGACAUCCAUCCAGCCCGAACACUGGAGUAAGCAGGAGGUCUGUGAAUGGCUGCAGUUCUGCUGUGACCAGUACCAACUCGAUGCCAGCUGCAUUUCCUUUGCCCACUUCAAUAUCAAUGGCUUGCAGUUAUGCAGCAUGAGCCAGGAAGAGUUCCUAGAUGCUGCAGGCACUUGUGGUGAAGACUUGUAUUGCAUUUUACAGAACAUCAGGAUGCACGGCAUUUCCUUCUUUGCUGAUGCAGAAGAAGCAAAGCCACCCUGCAAGGACU
Molecule: messenger RNA, 409 nt
Organism: Merops nubicus (carmine bee-eater)
Lineage: Eukaryota; Metazoa; Chordata; Aves; Coraciiformes; Meropidae
Gene: ELF5
Product: E74-like factor 5 (ets domain transcription factor)
Exons: 4
Molecular function (GO): sequence-specific DNA binding
Source: RefSeq, a predicted model, not a curated record